Babesia ovata is the source of this 1671-nucleotide messenger RNA. RefSeq names its product glucose-6-phosphate isomerase. The transcript is spliced from 5 exons. Gene Ontology annotation, molecular function: glucose-6-phosphate isomerase activity; carbohydrate derivative binding; monosaccharide binding. Lineage: Eukaryota; Apicomplexa; Aconoidasida; Piroplasmida; Babesiidae. Gene Ontology annotation, biological process: glycolytic process; gluconeogenesis; glucose 6-phosphate metabolic process. Gene Ontology annotation, cellular component: cytosol. The record is from RefSeq and is a predicted model, not a curated record. The coding region runs from base 1 to 1671 and encodes 556 amino acids.
AUGCUGUUCAACAAGCUUGAGGAAUCCGCGCGCUUCAAGUCGCUGCUCGCCUCCUCCAGCGCUGCGAAAAAUGCGGAAUUGGCUGAGCUGCUGCGCGACCGCUCGCGCUGUGACCGUCUUAUCAAGAGUUACAAUGGGGUUACUUUGGACCUCUCCAGGCAGCUGAUAGAUUCUGAGACGUUGGACGUCCUGCUAUCUCUAUCGCGGGAGAUGGGUGUGCCCGAGAAGAUCGAAAUGCUGUUCAAUGGUGGAAUUUUGAAUGGCACCGAGGGUCGUUCUGUGCUGCACAGCGCCCUGCGUGCCCCUCGUGGUACGUCCCUAACUGUGGACGGCAGCGACGUGGUUGCCGAUGUUUACAGCGUGCUUGACAGCAUCAAGGAGUUCUCCAAUCGCGUCCGCAAAGGUUCCAUCGUCGCCUCUGACGGAAAGCCCUUUGACUCCCUGCUUUGCAUAGGCAUUGGCGGUUCCUACCUCGGUAUCGCAUUCGCGGCCCAGGCGUUCAUGGCCUCGUCAUCGGCACGUAGGGAAUCCGAGGGCCGCAAGAUCCGCUUCCUAGCCAACGUGGACCCAGCUGGUUUCCGUAUUGCAACUGAGGGCCUCGACGCCAACAGGACGAUGGUUAUCGUAAUUUCAAAGACGUUCACGACGGCUGAAACCAUGAAGAAUGCAGUCAUAGCUCGCGACUGGCUCCAGUCCAACAUCAGCGACCCUUCCAAAUUUGGCGACCACCUCUGCGCCAUCAGCACCAACCUCAAGUUGACCAAGGACUUCGGUAUUGACGACUCGCAUGUAUUCGGUUUCUGGGACUGGGUGGGUGGCCGUUUCAGCGUAUCUUCCGCUGUCGGCAUGCUCCCCCUCGCGAUCCACUUCGGUUUCGACAUCGCUGAGCAAUUCUUGUCCGGCGCACGCAUGAUGGAUGAGCAUUUCCGCCAAACCCCGCUCGAGGACAACAUGCCCGUGCUACUCGCUCUCGCCAGCUUCUACAACUCCACCGUGCUAGGCAUGGACUGCGUCGCUCUUUUGCCGUACAGCGAGGACCUGUGCCUGUUCCCUCGCUACAUCCAGCAACUCUGCAUGGAAAGCAACGGGAAGUCCGUGCGCAUGAACGGCGACAAGCUGAGUUACGGCACUGGCGAGAUCUAUUUCGGCGAGAGUGGCACCAACGGUCAGCACAGCUUCUACCAGCUGCUGCACCAGGGCCGCGUGGUCCCCUCCGAGUUCAUCGGGUUCAUCCGUAGCGACAACCGCGACGUAGCUGAGAAUGGUGUGACGUUCCAUGAGGAGCUGAUGGCCAACUUCUUCGCACAGCCCGACGCACUGGCCUACGGCAGAACCCCUGAGCAGCUGAAAUCCGCAGGAUGUGCUGACAACUUGGUGUCGCACAAGGUCUGCAGCGGCAACCGCCCCUCUGCAGUGAUGCUGUUCGAGGAGGCCACCCCCUACACGGUUGGCGCCCUAGUCGCGCUCUACGAGCACCGCGUGGCCGUCCAGGGCUUCCUCUGGGGCAUCAACUCCUUCGACCAGAUGGGCGUCGAGCUGGGCAAGGUGCUAGCCAGCGACAUCCGCGGCUACUUCAAGGCCAGGCACUCCGACUGGGCCUCCGUGGAGAAGGACGGGCAAAUUUCGUACUCCACUACGAGGCUGCUUUCGCUAUUUUCGGGCUCCGCCUAA